AACACUGCAACGUUGUUGACGUGUUUGUAAUCGCUCUGCGGAAAAUUUUUAAAAAACAGCCGAAUUGUUGGGAUUUUUACCAGCGUUAGAGCCAGUGACUUAAAUAGCGAAGUGCUAAUAAACUGUGCUAUUUGCAAGCACAAAAAUUUGUUUCAAUUUGAUUAAACAAACAAAUAAAUAUAGCUAGAGACAUAAAAGUGCAGUGAGGUGACAAAAACAAUAAGGCGCGAAAAUGGAUAAAUGCCAUAAGUGCAAGAAUCCAAUUCGCGGUGACAGCGGAAUCCGCUGUGAUGGUGUGUGUGGUAAAGUGUGGCACUGGGCAAAAAAAUGCUCUGAAUUGGAUGAGUACAGUGCGAAUGUACUCAAAGAAAACAACUUUGUGCGCUUUAUGUGUAACCAAUGUCACACAUACAUGCAUAAUAUCGAUGAGGUGCUCCGAAAUAUGAACUUAACAAUAGAGAAAAAUAGUCAAAAGAUCCAAGAGUGUAAUGAUGACUUCCAGGAGUCGCAGAAAAUGCAAGUGAAAGAGCUUAAACUUCUCUUGCAAUCAAUAGAGAAAAAAUUUGGGGAACGCAUUGAUGCAAUGCAAAGAGUACAAAAAACCUGUGAGGCGAGUAUUCUCGAAGUGAACCAAAUUAAGUCAAUAGCUGACGGCGUAAAAAAGCAAAGCCAUGAUCUUUGCGAAGCCAUAGUGCGCAAUGAAAAUGAGAACAAAAAAAUUUGUGAAGAGAUAAAGAAAUCGGUGACUGCUGACGCGUUAGCAGGUCAGCGGGCGAAAGCCACUUACGCGGAUCUCUUUAAAGGUAAUACUGCGAAAGAUAAUAGGCCGCCGAAAGUAAAUAAAGAGAAGCCAUUAGUUCUACAACCAAAAGAGAAGCAGGAAGUGGGAAAAACAAAAGAAGAUUUGAACAAAAAUGUUGACCCCUCGGGCUUGAAAAUUAAUAGUGUACAGGGGAGGAAAAGUGGGGCUGUAGUAAUACAAACAGAAAAUGAGGCUGAGCGUGAAAAAAUCAAAAAGGCAAUAGAGAAUAAAAUGAGUGAUAGAUAUGAAAUAAAAAUCCCAAACGUAGCCAAGCCAAGGUUCAUGGUAUAUAGAAUGAGCUUUAAACAUGAGGAUGAGCAGCUCAGGGAUAUGAUAAAAAAACAGAAUGAAUGCUUCAAAAAUGGUAAUUUCAAAAUUUUGAAAUGUUUUGAAACAAAAAGAGGAAAUGCAAAACAUUAUAAUGCGUUAGUAGAAACAGAUGUAGAUGCGUUUGCAUCCGUGCUGGCAAGCGAAAAAAUAAACAUAGGUUGGGAAAAAUGUAGAGUCAAAGAUGGAAUGGAUGUUACUUUCUGUUUCAAAUGCAAGGGAUUUAACCACAUAGCUGCGAAAUGUAAAGCCAAUGAGGUAUGUUUCAAGUGCCUAGAUAACCACAAAACUGUGGAAUGUUCUAAGGAAACAUUAAACAAAUGCAUAAACUGCAUUCGUGCUAAUAAAAAAUUUAACUUAGGGCUUGAUGAAAAUCAUAUGACAUUUAACCGACAGUGUCCUGUAUACCAGAAAAAGCUCGAGCAUAAAAGAAAUACUGUAAAUUACUAACAAUUACAGCAAGUUUGUGGGGACCCUAGCGUUGAGUUUACGUCUCACCCAGGUGUAAAGAAAGCGCUACCCAAAUAUUUGCAAUGCGUAUAUCUCAAUAUACAGAGUUUAGUGGCUAAUAAAGUUGAGCUAGAAAUACUUAUAGAUUUUACCGACCCGGAUCUACUUUUGUGUUCCGAAACAUGCCUAACUGAUGACAUAGAGGAUACGGAAAUAAUGUUCCCGGCGUAUCAGAUGAUACGCUGCGACUCACACAGUAGACACACAGGGGGAGUGAUAAUACUCGUUCGAAACACGCUCGGUUUUAAAACAAUAACUAACAAGGCUUUAGACAAAAAUGUUUGGUGUAUAGUUAUUCAACUCACACACUGUGAUACCAGGUGGCAGCUCGGGGUGGUUUAUCACUCCCCAAGCUCAAGUGAUGCGGAAUUUGUUACAUAUAUGGAGGAUAUCCUAGCAGAAAUCUCAGAAAAUUCUGUGAACACUGUUGUCAUUGGCGAUUUUAACAUAAACAUGAACGUAGUAUCAACCUACAGCAGAAAACUCAAUGAUGUUUUCUUGCAACAAGCCAUGCAACAGCUGAUAAAUUUUAAUACGAGGGUGACGGAACAUUCGGAAACACGUAUUGACUUGUUGUAUUCCAAUGAUAACCGAGUUAUAUGCCAAAAGGUCGAGGAUCAUAGAAUAUCUGACCACGAAACAAUAAUGUUUCGACUAAAUGUCAAUAAACUUAACCCACUUGCUAAGGAGGCAGAAGUAAUAUCCUGGGAGAGAUAUAACCCUGAGAACUUAACAAGUUUACUAAGGCAGUGCGAUUUCUCAAACUUAAAUUUUUUCGAUGCUGACGGUAUGGUGGAGUAUAUUACUCACUGCAUUAUGUGGGCCAUGAGGCAGUUGACUUACUCAAAAAUAACUCGCAUUAGGCAGAGGAACAAAUGGUAUGAUAGGCAAUUGACAGAGAUGAACAAGUAUAAAUCUAAAUCCCAUGAGAAAGCAGUGUUGUCAGGGUACUGGGGUGAAUAUAAUUUAGUGAGAAGCAGAUAUAAGAAAAUGGUAAGGUGUAAAAAAAUUAAAUACUUAGAGCAUAAGGUGGAAAUAAAUAAGGGUGACAGCCGACUCAUGUGGAAAUACUUAAAGGAGGUAGUCAAUAACACGGAGGUCAAAGAAAAUAUUGGGGAAGUGAUAAUAAAUAACACCAACUACGUAGACAGCUUUGAAAUUGCGGAAAACCUAAAUAAUUUUUUCGUGGACAGCAUUUUGGAAAUACAUACCAAUAUAGAGUGUGUAAACUAUGAUUCCUUCGAGCAACGAGCUCCCACAAGUACGCUAAAAUUUGAAGAGGUCUCAACGGAAGACAUUCUUCAAAUUACCAAAAAAUUUAAGCGGAAAAUUGGGGGAAACAACCUACUUUCUGAAGGUGUUAUUAAGGACUCUGCUGAUUAUAUGGGAUAUUUCUAUGCCCUACUUAUAAAUAAGAGUCUCCAGACAGGAUCAGUACCGGAAGAAUGGAAAAUUUCAUCAAUAGUGCCCGUCAAGAAAGUUAGAAAAACGGUUAAAGCUGAGGAGCUUAGGCCCAUCAAUACUCUCCCUAGCUUGGAAAAAAUGCUAGAAACCGUUGUGAAAAACCAGCUACAGUACUAUGUGGAAUCCAAUAAAAUACUCAUAAAAGAACAAUCUGGAUUCAGAGCCAAACAUUCCUGUGAGACUGCGCUGAAUCUGGUGCUUUCUCAAUGGAAAGAAGAUCUGAACAGACACCUUAAUGUAGUGGCAGUGUUUAUUGAUCUUAAAAGAGCAUUUGAAACCGUUGAUAGGGUCCGAAUGUUGGAUAAACUAAAAUACAUUGGUAUAAAAAACACUGAGCUUGACUGGUUUAGAAGCUUUCUGUGUAAUCGUAGGCAACAAACAAUAGUUAACUCAAAGAGGUCUAGUAAGAUAGCCGUAGACAUCGGAUUACCACAGGGCUCAGUUUUGGCGCCCCUACUCUUUAAUAUAUAUAUAAACGAUAUUAAAAGUUCUCUCAAACAUUGUAAAAUAAAACUCUUUGCGGAUGA
Messenger RNA from Rhagoletis pomonella (apple maggot), 3630 nucleotides. RefSeq lists its product as uncharacterized. The record is from RefSeq and is a predicted model, not a curated record. NCBI's taxonomy places the organism in Eukaryota, Metazoa, Arthropoda, Insecta, Diptera, Tephritidae. The transcript has a single exon. The coding region runs from base 233 to 1579 and encodes 448 amino acids.